Molecule: messenger RNA, 1749 nt
Organism: Gastrolobium bilobum
Lineage: Eukaryota; Viridiplantae; Streptophyta; Magnoliopsida; Fabales; Fabaceae
Product: ubiquitin carboxyl-terminal hydrolase 4
Exons: 7
Coding region: 263-1372 (369 amino acids)
Biological process (GO): protein deubiquitination
Cellular component (GO): nucleus; cytosol
Molecular function (GO): cysteine-type endopeptidase activity; cysteine-type deubiquitinase activity
Source: RefSeq, a predicted model, not a curated record
CUUUAUUUGUUUAUUUAUUUAAUUUUCUGAAUUUUCUUCAAAAUUUCCGUCUGCAUUCUCGUCUUGCUCCGUUCUCUCUCUUGAACGAAACCCUUGUUUCAUUUCACUCCCUGCGAUUAUAUCCAUAUAAAACAGAAACCAUAGAAACUUCACUCUGCAACAAACCCUAACGAUCCAAACGGUCAUUGAGGAUUUCAUGGUUCGAGUCACUGAGUUGAAUCGGAUAGGAAUCUGAGUUUUUCGGUGUUCGGUUGACGCGCUCAUGGGUGCUGCGGGCUCCAAGCUCGAGAAGGCUCUUGGUGACCAAUUCCCUGAAGGAGAACGUUACUUUGGCCUUGAGAAUUUCGGCAACACUUGUUACUGUAACAGCGUUUUGCAGGCACUAUACUUUUGCGUUCCAUUUCGUGAACAAUUACUAGAGUAUUAUGGAAAUAACAAAACCAUAGGGGACGUGGAAGAAAAUCUUUUAACUUGCUUAGCUGACUUAUUUUCGCAGAUAAGUUCCCAGAAGAAGAAAACUGGUGUGAUUGCUCCCAAACGAUUUGUACAGAGGUUGAAAAAACAGAAUGAACUCUUCCGUAGCUAUAUGCACCAGGAUGCCCACGAAUUCUUGAACUUUUUGCUGAAUGAACUUGUUGACAUUCUGGAGAAAGAGGCUCAGGCUGCAAAAACUGAUCAAGAGACAUCACCGCCUUUUGAAAAGGCUGCAAAUGGGCCCAAUAAUGGUCUCGCUAAUGGUUUUCACAAAGAGCCUUUAGUUACUUGGGUACAUAAAAAUUUUCAGGGAAUACUGACCAAUGAGACAAGGUGCUUGCAAUGUGAAACAGUGACAGCUAGGGAUGAAACAUUUUUAGACUUGAGCCUUGAUAUUGAGCAAAACAGUUCAAUUACGAGCUGUUUGAAAAAUUUCAGUUCCACCGAGACGUUGAACGCUGAAGACAAAUUUUUUUGUGACAAAUGCUGCAGUUUGCAAGAAGCUCAGAAGAGAAUGAAGAUAAAGAAACCACCUUACAUCUUAGUCAUCCAUCUCAAGCGGUUUAAGUACAUGGAACAGCUGGGCCGCUACAAGAAGCUGUCUUACCGGGUUGUUUUCCCCCUUGAGCUGAAAUUGAGUAACACUGUUGAAGAUGCAGAUAUAGAGUAUUCUCUAUUUGCAGUAGUUGUGCAUGUUGGGAGUGGACCCAACCAUGGGCAUUAUGUCAGCCUUGUGAAAAGCCAUAACCACUGGUUGUUUUUUGACGACGAAAAUGUUGAGAUGAUUGAUGAGUCUGCUGUGCAGACGUUCUUUGGAUCAGCACAGGAAUAUUCCGGUAAUACAGACCACGGGUAUAUUUUGUUCUAUGAGAGCCUUGGCCCCAGUAACAGGAACUAGACGGGAGGAGUUCUAGACUUUAGGUGGGCAUUCUUUGGUGAACUAACAGCCCUGUCUUCGGGAGAGCAAUAAACUCAGAUCGUGUAUACAAAGCAAAACAACUACCGGAGUCAUCUAUUUCGAUUAGGCUGCUAGGGGGAUGUACCGUAUAGUACUGAAGACAAUAGUACUGAAGCUUUAAUCUAAUUGUGAACCCAACCUUAGUUGCUCGUGACAGUGAAGUAUGCAUUGAAAAGUUUGCUUCACAAUUUUAUAGAAGCGUUUUGUAUUGACAUGAGAUAAAUCUGCACCGCCCAUAUCUGCAUCUGACAGGGAAAUGGGAAGCGUGUUUAUUUUGCAUUAUAAGAAUGGUAAAUGAUCCCUUAAUUGUGACAUAA